Messenger RNA from Microbotryum saponariae, 3710 nucleotides. Lineage: Eukaryota; Fungi; Basidiomycota; Microbotryomycetes; Microbotryales; Microbotryaceae. The record is from the annotation of a GenBank genome assembly.
AUGUUGCCGACACUGCGAGCUCGAGCAGCUCGCUCUCUCUCCAGCCGUGCCGCUGGACAUGGUACACGCUCCUUGACGACGCACGUUCCCGCGUCGCUGUUGGCGCAAUCGCGGCGCAAGGUCGACCAGGCCAACGAUCGAGCGUCGGAUCAGAUGGGCGACAUCAUGGCCAAGCGAUGGCUUGGAGGCGCCGUCUCGGCGGCUGGAACCGAUACCGACAGGGUCAGUACUCGAUCCCCGCACUGGUGUUUGCCUAUGUUGAGCGGGAGCAUCAGGCGUCGGGCAAGAAAAGCUCUCUAGAACGGAGCUGCUUAUCCCCGCCCGGCCGUCAUGCGCUUGCCCGGGCGCAGGCCCAGCCAGACAGGCCGCCCUUGGCUCGAACGAGCGACUUGCUGCGUACGCGAGCUCGUCGCCGCGGCGGAACAAGGAGCUGACUACACCGAGCGAUGCGUUCUUGCUGCUGCCACAGGAAACGAUCGUGCGCUUGUUGUACUCGCUCGCAUCCCGACGAGAGGUGUCGCGCUACCUGCAGAUCUUCUCCUCCGCGACCCAUUUCGCCGUACUCAAGGUCGGCGGAGCCAUCCUCACCCACGACCUCGAGUCCUUGACGCUGUCCCUCAACUUCCUCCACCGUGUCGGGCUUUACCCCGUUGUCGUUCAUGGUAUGGGUGACAAGCUCAACGCCAGGCUCGAGGCCGAUGGCAUCGUGCCCGACUACAUCGACGGUCAGUCUCGGCGCUUCCGCUUCGUCCUGGCUGGUCUUAUCGCGACAGGAUAGGGGCAAUCCCAGGGACCCUCAAAUUGUGUGCAUAUAGACUGAUGCUGGUGAAACAAACCGCUUUUUUUAUUAUUACUCUCUCAUCGACCAGGCAUUCGAAUUACCGACGCUCGCACCCUGUCCCACGCCCGCCGUGUCUUCCUGUCCGAGAACUUGAAGCUCGUCUCGGCGCUCGAAUCGCUCGGCACUCGCGCACGACCCAUCACCACCGGUGUAUUCACCGCCGACUACCUGGACCAACCUCGCUACGGCUUUGUCGGUCGCAUCACCUCGGUCGAUAAGGAACCCAUUGAGGCCUCGAUCCGAGCUGGCGCCCUCCCCAUUCUCACCUCGCUCGCCGAGACGCCCGAGGGUCAAAUCCUUAACGUCAACGCCGAUGUCGCUACGGCCGAACUGGCCAAGGUCUUGGAGCCGCUCAAAAUCGUCUACCUCAGUGAAAAGGGUGGCCUCUUCCAUGGUGUAACCAAGGAGAAGAUCUCGGCCAUCAACUUGGAUGAGGUACGAUCAGCGCCAGGCCACGGCUUGGGGCUCGCGAUUUUGCUGUGCUGACCAGUUACCUUCUUGAUGCUCGAUCAGGAGUACGACGCGCUGAUGAAGGAAUCGUGGGUAAAAUACGGCACCAAGCUCAAGCUACGCGAGAUCAAGGAGUUGCUCGAUCAUCUCCCUCGCUCGUCUUCGGUCGCCAUCAUCUCGCCCGACGCCCUGCAAAAGGAGCUGUUUACGGACUCGGGUGCCGGUACGCUCUUGCGCCGCGGAUACAAGUUGUACAAGCACGACAACAUCGAGGCCGUCGGCCACGAUCGCUUGCGUCAGGUUCUCUCGGAGCGUGACGAGGAGGUGACUUCCGGACGAAAGUCCGUCGCCGAGGUCCUCAGUGGCCUGCAAAAGACGCCGUACACGAUCUACGGCGAUGAGCCGUUUGAAUGCGUCGCCAUCGUCUCCCACCCCGCUGGCGAGGUCCCCGUGUUGACCAAGUUCCUCCCCUCGGCCAACGGCGUGCAAAACGCCGUCAACGACAACGUCUUUGACUCGAUCAAGAAGGACUUUAAGAAGCUCUUCUGGACUGCUCCCGCCGAUGACGAGAACAAGACGUGGCACUUUGAGCGAGCCGACGGGUCCUUCACCCGCAACGGUCGAUCGCUGUUCUACUACGGUGUUCAGGAUGCAAGCGAGGUUGAGAAGAUCGUCAAGGAAUUUGAGAAGAAUGGCCGAAUCGAGCGAGCUUACCUGCCCAUCUCUUACGCCUCGAGUAAGGGCACAGUCGCUUCGUCGGGCAAGAUCGCCUCCGCCUUUCGAUCGUACUCAACAUCGGCUCGCGGGCCGGCCGUAACGACCCCGGCCGCUCACCUCGCUCGCCGUGCCUUCUCCUCCUCUUCCCCUUCUUCGGCAUCGGCCAAGCGUAUCGGUUUGAUUGGUGCCCGGGGCUACACCGGCUCGAACCUCGUCGAUCUCAUCAACUCGCACCCGUCCCUGGAGCUCGCCCACGUGUCCUCGCGCGAGCUUGCUGGCCAAGGCUUGGACGGCUACACGAAGUCCAAAGUGACAUACGAGAACCUGUCGACCAAGGACCUCGAGCGAAUCGAGUCGCAGGGCUCGGUCGAUGCUUGGAUCAUGGCGUUGCCGAAUGGCGUUUGCCAACCUUUUGUCGAGGCGAUCGACGGCGUCAAGGGCGGCAAGUCGGCUAUAAUCGACCUGGGUGCCGACAUGAGGUUCAACAAAGAGUGGACGUAUGGCUUGCCGGGUGAGCUAUAAGCGUUCUUUCUUCCUCGACUCGCCGUUCCCUUUCUCUUGUGCCUCUGGGGUUGUGUUGUAACGUGCCAGCAUCCAUCAAAUCGUCUCUCCGUGUCCCUCGAUCCACCACCAACAAAGCAUCCCUUAUUACAUAACUCCUCCUCCUCUUCUUCUUCUUCUCUGCCUCCGAAGGACAGAUCGUAGAAACUUGCAACGCCGGAGCUUCCCAUCUUGUUCACGAGUCGGGAAACCCCGAUCUUGCUGCGAUUCAUCCUCGGACGGCACGAGAAGUCUGAAGUCCUCUCGACGCCACCUCGCCCGCCACUUUGACGCCAUUAACGUCCUGCUUCGCGAAGUGAACACUAACCUGUCUCUUGCCCCCUUUCACAGAACUCUACAACCGUGAACAGCUCUUGAGCUCGAAGCGCAUCUCCAACCCGGGCUGCUUCGCCACCAACACCCAACUCUUACUCGCCCCCUUGAUCCCUCAUCUCUCGACAACUUGUUCUCCCACGAUCUCCGCCAUCUCAGGUUAUUCAGGCGCAGGUACGAAAUCCGGGAGGGAGCCCAAAGUGUCCGCCGAGUCCCUCCGAGGCGGUAUCCGACCUUACGCCCUGACGGACCACAUCCACGAGCGCGAAGCCGGCUUCCACCUCUCGAACCUCUUCCUCGACGGUCCCUCUCCCUCCUUCAAAGUCAACUUCAUCCCCCACGUCGCCCCUUGGUUCCAAGGCAUCAUAUCGACCGUUUCCGCACCUUUGAACAAGAGCAUGAGGGCGGCCGAGGUCAAGGCUUUGUACGAAGAGAGGUAUAGGGGGGAGAAGUUGGUCAAGUUCCAGGAUGGGGUACCGGAGAUUGCGGAUAUCGAGAAGAAGCAUGGGGUCAAGAUUGGGGGUGUGCAGGUUCAUUCGAGUGGGGAGAGGGUCGUCGUUGUCGUGAGUUUUCCGAACGCUGAGACUUCAAGUUGAAACUUCAUCGUUGAUUCUUUUUUGGGGGGUUCGGUGCAUGCGAUCAGGGCGUUUUGGACAAUUUGUUGAAGGGUGCGGCAACGCAGUGCAUUCAGAACCUUAACCUUGCCCUCGGCCUCGAGGUGAGUCGUGCUUUUUUUUCGUCGUCCUCUCCCAGGAGAUUGCUUACUAAUCCGAUCAAGCACGUUCCCCACACGGCACAGGAGUAUGAGGGCAUCCCUUUGGACUUCUAG